Molecule: messenger RNA, 3693 nt
Organism: Phalaenopsis equestris
Lineage: Eukaryota; Viridiplantae; Streptophyta; Magnoliopsida; Asparagales; Orchidaceae
Product: LRR receptor-like serine/threonine-protein kinase ERECTA
Exons: 27
Coding region: 477-3437 (986 amino acids)
Biological process (GO): protein phosphorylation; hormone-mediated signaling pathway
Cellular component (GO): plasma membrane
Molecular function (GO): ATP binding; protein kinase activity; protein binding
Source: RefSeq, a predicted model, not a curated record
GGGGGCUAAGCUCUGCCAUCUGCUGUGCUCCAUACCUUGCAUCUUCACCCUCCUUUUUAAAGAAAGAUUAACUGCGAGAGAGAACUUAUGCCUCCUUUUUACAGUAGAGAUAGAAAGAGAGAGAAGCAGGAAGAGCUGGAGAAGGGAGGGAAGUCUAGAGAGGCACAUGGAGUUGCGGGCAAGGAGAAAUGAGAGCCUCAUAGAACGCCUUGAAAGCAGAAUGCAAAAGUCGCAUGUAGAGAUAGCUCCUUAAGGGAUUAUUAUGGGCGAGAGCUCCUAAAAGAGAGAAUUUGAGAGAGAGAAUAGAGUUCUGGAGAGCCGAAGAGCUGGGAAAGAGAGGAUUUUUGGGUUCUAUAAGAAGCGAACGCUGCAAGCUGAUGGGACUAUAAGCGCCUCUUUGCAUUUCUUCUCGAGAGCGACAUUUGGGCGUCUGAACCGCAAUGCUUUACCUUUAUUGCUUUUCGUCUUAGCUAGCAAUGGAGGGGGAGAGGGCUGCGUUGGGUAUUGUUUUUGCUUUGCUUCUCGCUGAGGGAUUAUGCUUCGCCGGCGGCGGGAAAACGGUUGUGAACGACGGUUCAACACUACUUGAAAUCAAAAAGUCUUUCAGCAAUGUUGAUGAUAUUCUGUACGAUUGGACAAACGCAGCGUCCUCAGACUAUUGCUCUUGGAGAGGGAUCACUUGUGACAGCAUAAAUUCUGAAGUCAUUUCACUCAAUCUGUCUUGUUUAAAUCUUGAUGGAGAGAUCUCGUCCGCGUUUGGGAAUCUCAAAAGCCUCGUCUCAAUUGACCUAAAAUCCAACCGGCUUUCUGGCCAAAUACCAGAUGAGAUUGGUGAUUGCUCUUCAUUGAAGAUACUGGAUUUAUCAUUUAAUAACAUCCAUGGAGAUAUACCAUUUUCCAUAUCAAAGUUAAAGAAGUUGGAGAACCUGGUUUUGAAGAGCAACCAAUUAACAGGACCCAUCCCCUCAACUCUAUCUCAAAUUCCCAAUUUAAAAAUUCUGGAUCUGGCUCAGAACAAUUUGAGUGGAGAAAUACCUAGGCUUAUUUACUGGAAUGAAGUAUUGCAGUACCUUGGGUUGAGAGGUAAUAAUCUGGAAGGAAGCCUUUCGUCUGAUAUGUGCCAGUUGACUGGGCUGUGGUACUUUGAUGUAAAGAACAAUAGCCUAACUGGAAGCAUACCUCAAAGUAUCGGUAAUUGUACGAGUUUUCAAGUUUUGGAUUUGUCAUACAAUAAGUUCACUGGAGAAAUUCCCUUCAAUAUUGGGUUUUUACAAGUUGCUACUUUAUCUUUGCAAAAUAACAAGUUUACGGGACCCAUUCCUUCUGUCAUUGGGCUGAUGCAAGCUCUUGCAGUUCUAGAUCUGAGUUGUAAUCUACUGAGCGGACCAAUUCCUCCGAUAUUGGGCAACUUGACAUACACAGAGAAGCUAUAUUUGCAAGGAAAUAAACUAACUGGAACUAUUCCACCAGAGCUCGGUAACAUGACAAGGCUACAUUACUUGGAGUUAAAUGAAAACCAGCUUACGGGGCAUAUUCCAGCUGAACUUGGGAAACUAACAGACUUGUUCGACCUGAACAUUGCAAAUAAUUAUCUCGAAGGGCCAAUUCCUGAUAACUUGAGCUCCUGUGUGAACCUGAAUAGCUUGAAUGCACGAGGUAACAAGUUAAAUGGUACCAUCCCGCGCUCAUUUAAGAAUCUUGAAAGCAUGACAUACUUAAAUCUAUCAGCAAACAAUCUGAAGGGUCCGAUACCUAUAGAACUGUCGAGAAUUGGGAAUUUGGAUACACUUGACAUAUCAUCUAACCAGGUCAGUGGCCCAAUUCCUUCAUCCAUGGGAGAUCUGGAACACCUUCUUAAACUAAACUUGAGCAACAAUAUUCUUUUUGGCUACAUACCUCCUGAGUUUGGAAACUUGAGGAGCAUAAUGGAGAUUGAUUUAUCAAGCAAUCAUCUCUCCGGUUUGAUUCCGCAGGAAUUUGGACUGCUCCAAAAUCUCAUGUUAUUGAAAAUAGAAAACAACAAUUUAACUGGUGAUAUAAUGUUCCUAACCAACUGCCUCAGCCUCUCUGUUCUAAAUGUUUCCCGCAACAAUUUGGUUGGAGAUAUCCCAACUUCCAAUAACUUUUCGCGAUUCUCGCAGCAAAGUUUUUUUGGUAACCCUGGUCUAUGUGGUCAUUGGAUUGGUUCUCAAUGUCAUUCAUCCCAAUCACCAGAGAAAACGACGAUUUCCAAAGCUGCUAUUUUGGGAAUUGCCUUGGGUGGUCUUGUCAUUCUUCUUAUGAUUUUAUUUGUGGCCUGCAAACCGCACAAUCCACCGUCAUUUUCCGAAAGUCCCAUGCAUAAACCAGUUUCUAAUGUUUCGCCGAAACUCGUGAUUCUCCACAUGAACAUGGCUCUCCACCUUUACGAUGAUGUCAUGAGAAUGACUGAGAACUUGAGCGAGAAAUAUAUCAUCGGAUACGGAGCAUCGAGCACAGUUUAUAAGUGUGUGCUUAAAAAUUGCAGGCCGGUAGCCAUCAAGAGACUCUACUCGCACUACCCUCAAAGCAUUAAGGAAUUUGAGACGGAGCUCGAGACGAUUGGAAGCAUCAAACAUCGAAACUUAGUGAGCCUCCAAGGAUAUUCCCUAUCGCCUUUCGGUAACCUCCUCUUUUACGACUAUAUGGAGAAUGGAAGCCUCUGGGAUCUUCUCCAUGGUCCGUUGAAUAAGAAAAAGCUCGACUGGGAAACUCGGUUACGAAUAGCCUUUGGUGCAGCACAAGGGCUGGCUUAUCUUCACCACGACUGCAGUCCACGGAUCAUUCAUAGAGAUGUGAAAUCUUCAAACAUUCUUCUAGACAAAGAUUUUGAGGCUCAUCUCACUGAUUUUGGCAUAGCGAAGAGCUUGUGUGUGAACAAGGCCCACACGUCGACUUAUGUGAUGGGUACAAUCGGUUAUAUCGAUCCCGAGUAUGCGAGAACUUCUCGUCUGAACGAGAAAUCUGAUGUUUAUAGUUAUGGAAUUGUGCUGCUUGAGCUCCUCACUGGGAAGAAGGCAGUUGACAAUGAAUGCAACCUACACCAGCUGAUACUGGCGAAGGCCACAAAUAAUGCAGUAAUGGAGACCGUGGAACCCCACAUCACCGCCACAUGCAGUGAUCCCGGUGCUAUAAAAAAAGUGUUCCAGUUAGCUCUCCUCUGCACCAAGAAGCAGCCCUCCGACCGACCGACCAUGCAUGAGGUGGCUCGUGUACUUAGCUGCUUCGUGGCUCCGAACCCACCUGGAGCAGCAAAGCAGCCACCUUUGCAGUCCUCACUGCCUUCAACGUUGCCAAGCUACAUCAAUGAGUAUGCUUCCCUCAAGAACAAUGCUGCUCUGACCUAUUGUACCUCACAAAGCUCCUCUGACGCCCAGCUCUUCCUCAAGUUUGGCGAGGUGAUUUCUCACACCGAGUAAAAGCUUUUACCUACUCUCCUUCUGUGAAGAAAAUGAUUGUAAAAUCAAUGGCUAUGAACUGUUUUGUCUUGCUCCUGCAAUUCUAGUUUAGAGAGGGCAGUGCUUGUUAGUAUUUCUGUAGGUAUUAUAAAUUAAAAUUACUGUUAGUUGUAAGCUUCAAGUGCAUGCUAAUGAAGCUUAGUCUGGUCUGAAUCAAUCUAAUGAUAUAUGCAUGUAUGCAUUUAUAUUUUAAUUUAUGCAUAUAUGUAUUAAAAUU